CUUACACCGUGAAAAAGCGCUUCCACGUUAGAGCGUAGUGGCAUUGUGCAAGCCAACAACUAUUCCCCCCACAUGAGUCGUCGAAGUUUGAUAUCAUGGUAUAUGCGGCAUCAAUCAACCGCCAAACAGAAAUUACGGUACAUUUUAAUCUGUUCUUGUUAUUGAGAGUUGUUUGUAGUACAGCAUAAGACGUUUUGAUAUCUCAAGGUCAUCGGAGGUUAAAGCGGACCUGGCUUUUCUGUAAAUAUUUAUUAUCAAGGAUGAGUUAGUAUGAUUUUCUUUCCUUCCUACCUAAAAUAAAGCAACCUAAAUUACUGUAGUCGUUUUCCUCACGCUUUAUGUUCCAGACAUACAAAUCAUUUUGUUAUAUAUCUCUGAAACUUCAAUGAAACUCUAAUCCUGCUAAAGAUGAAUAUACUUUUUCUAACCGAAGGAUGACAGUGUUGUAAUGUUUAAAGCGAGUUUGCACGUAGGCCUCGGGUAAGGUUGAGAAGAUCUCAGAGAUAAGCAUCUCGACUUUCGUACAAAUAAAAUAACUUGAUGUUCAGACUUUAGGUGUAAUACACGUCUAUUAAGAGUGAAUGAUGUUCUUAAAUCAUUAUUUUCCGUCAUGGGUGUCUUCACAGCAUUGCCCACAUAAGUUGAGUUUAUCAAGAGGGCUAUACUGAGGUUAGAUGCAUGGUGCCUCCAAAUGCCCUAGUACGGCCGAAAUUGGAGAGUUAACUCUCCCUCUCGAGAUGCUCUCACAUAGCCACGCGUAUACAACCACUGCUAGGGAAGUCCUACUCACUGUCUUCUCGCACCACGAGUGUUGUUUGUGAAAUUGAAAGGAUGAAAAGCAAAUGUUCAACGCUUUAAACGGGUUGGUGGACACGGAGAGUCCACCUAAAGAAAUUGGGAAACCAUGUUUCUAAACCAAUGGUGCACAUAGCUUCCAGUAUCCCGAGAGAACAAAUGGUGUAUAAACCUAUUGUUGGUUACGGCUACCAUAGGACUGCAUCUCCUGACGUUGCUCCACUGUCUUGUGGAUCAGACCUUUAGGUAGAAGGCUCCGGAUGUGGCCCCCUAUGAAAAUCACCUGCUUCAGUCUAGGGACCCAGGCAGUAUCAUAGCACAUACAGAAAUCAAGUGGAUUGUGUGGCGCAUAUGUAUUUGGUGCCUCUGUACCAAUAUUUAUGUGUUCAAAUAAAUAAAGAAGAUGCAUGGUACUAGAUAAAGAUAAUAAAUUUUUUGAUAAAAUAGUGAAUUGUCAUCAUGUAUUACAUAUGAUCAACUAUCGCCUACCUCAAAGCGUGAUGCUUGCUGAAGUGGGAGUUUGUUGAAAGGAAGCUGAUAGCGGCAAAACCAGAAACUGAGAUUAGUCCAUGAAGUCAUAGAUAAUUGGGAUGUAUGUAUUUGUCGGUAUGUGCAGACUGUGUUUGUGGUCUUUGCGAUAACCACGAUCAAUAGUUAGAGAUUUUAAAUAACGUGUCUCUGGAGCGUUGAUAGUGAUCCUGAUGCAUUCACUCCUUAUAUUCCUCUCAAUCAAGGAUUUUAGUAACCCUUUCGGAUCUGUAUUUUCAAAUUAUAUUCACUUCUUUUGUCGUUUCCCUCUCGUCAUGGUAGUCGGGUAUGGCAACAUGGUAACACACACCUGGCCCAGGCUCUAUAUUGAUAUGUCUGUCUUACAGUUUACGAGUAUUACAGUAUUUUACGUGGUUACAAUCAUAUAUACGGUUCUCAAUAAACCAAAUUAUUAUUUUUUUUAAUAGUAUCCUUACUACUUGGGCUUAGCUCGUUAACUUGUUAUAAACGUUGAUACGUACUUUCAACUGAGCAAAAUGGCGACCUACUUGGAGUUAGACAAAUGCACUUUAUUGUGUUCCUGCAAACAAACAAAUCCAUUGUGUACACUGUAUUUUUGCCGUCAUUGUUUAUGUCUUCGAUGCCCUAACUGUGUUUCACAUGAGGUGGAUUCUUAUUAUUGUCCUAAUUGUCUUGAAAAUAUGGCAAGCGCUGAGGCCAAAAUGCGUAAACAUCGUUGUGGUAAUUGUUUCGAUUGUCCAAGUUGUGGUCACACACUGUCUACACGAGCAACUGCUGUUGUACAUGCAAAGCCCGAUGAACCAGGUCGAACAACAGCACAGAAAGCAUAUUUUCUAGCAUGUGGGUUUUGCCGAUGGAUUACACGAGAUAGUGGUAUACCAGAUCAACAACAAGCUGCUGGAGGUUGGCAAGAGAAAAUAAGUCCACAUUUUAAAAGGGUUUGUUCUAAAUUAUAUCUUGUAUUGCUUUUACAUGUGUGUUAUUUCGGAAUAAUUUUUGACUGUUGCAUUGAAUUUAGCAUAAUGGAGCCAAUAGCGUGUAAUCAUGACUUUAGAGACUAUCAUAUAAAGGAUCAUUAUUUAUGUUUUUAUUGUUUAGUUAGAAUAUGUUUGGACUGUUCUGUUUUUAGAUUCUCCUACUACUAAGCCUUCAUUUGGUUUAUAUAUCGUUGCCAUAUGUCUCAUUAUCCCAUACUUGCCGUUAAUUAACUACUCUAUUACUCUGGUCUUGUAUCACUUACCGCUGGACUAGGUACACUUUAUGAUUUUUUAACUGUGUUGCUAUGUGGUAAGAUAGUUCAAGCAUAUUAUUACAUGAGUUUUGAGCCACAAUUAAGUUAAGUACAAAGGGGAACUGAUCUAUUUUCUAUAUUUGUCUUCUAUUUAGCCAAUAGGUUAAAAGAAGCUCGAGGAAUAAAUAAAUUACAGACACCUAAUGAAUAGGAUGAGCAAUUAACACAUACGAUCAUGUAAAAACAGUCAGGGUUAAUAAGUGAAUAAUUGACAAGAUCAAAAUGUUGCUUGAGAAGAAUGAACGAAUCGGUCUAUCCAGAAGUUAGAAUAGCUUAUGCGGGCCUGGCAUACUACCGGUCACUACAAUAGUAUAAAAGAUUAGACACAGAAUAAGAUUUGAGGGGAAAAAAUAAACUUACGAAUAAAAAGCAUACUAUUGAUUUGAAACUCAAGAUCUAAGGAAAGACAAAUAGCGAAUGGAUCUGCACUACUUUGACUGAUUCUGAGCCAUUUCACCCAACAUCACUGAUUGUGGUUAUCAGGCGGACUCUAACCAAAUAUUUUACACCUACCAACUGGAUGCAUAACAAUAGACAAUGAUGUCAUGAGCUGAUAACAUAAACGAAUUGUUCACCGCUAUACUUUUUUAGCUUCUACCUCAACCACCAUUGGAUAUGAAUGUUUAGCAUGUGUAACACAUCCUCUGACCAUAUCAUUCAAUGAGAAUUCAUAAUCUAUUCAACAUAUCUACUGUCCUCCCCCAGUAGCCGAUAGUCUAAUAAUUUGUGUAUAGUUCACGAGAC
Schistosoma haematobium is the source of this 3340-nucleotide messenger RNA. RefSeq names its product Dynactin subunit 4. The transcript has 3 exons. The coding region runs from base 1821 to 2450 and encodes 209 amino acids. Gene Ontology annotation, cellular component: dynactin complex. The record is from RefSeq and is a predicted model, not a curated record. NCBI's taxonomy places the organism in Eukaryota, Metazoa, Platyhelminthes, Trematoda, Strigeidida, Schistosomatidae.